AUGUCAACAACAAACAGUGAUGAAGACCAGAAGAGGAUUCUUUACGAGUCUCUUUGCACAGUCGAGGCUGAGAACCUAAGCGAGGCGUGCACCAACGCCAUAGAAGGGAAACGAACAGAGACGGGAAAAAAAGCUCAUAUCAUAAGAUUUAUUGGAGAGAUGUGCUGCUGUGGAGACAUGUUUGACACAGAUGCAUUUAUAAACGAGUCUGUUUUUUCAGCCAUGGCAUAUAUAGAAAAGGACAUUUCCGGCGUCAAGGAUGUGUUCAUCAGUGCCGAGUCGGAGGAAAACUCUAACAACUGUGCAAAGUUACUUGAACUGAAUGAGAAGAUAGAGUAUUCCUCUGUCCAUCCAAAGGAUGUUGCAAUGGGAUUCCGAAUUUAUACUGAGGAAAACAUAAAGAACGUAAUCCCGCACAAUGUUCGAAAAAAGGUUAUUGAAGCGUACAGGAACAAUGAUGAGGAAAAGAAGAAAACAAUAAUCCCUCGAAUCCCGUUUGUGAUAGGAGAUUCGAAGAGGAUGUUUCUUAAGUCUCUGAAAAGCAUUUUCCUUGCGAUCGAGGCAAACAAUAAGGACGAGGGAGCUAAUGUGGAGAAGAUAUACAGGAUAUUUGGGUCCCUUAUUAUAAGAAGGCCUGAUGGGAUGCUUGACACAGAUGGAGAAACAUUGAAGAUGAUACUGAUGGACUUGAUGAAAGCCGAUUUUGAUGAAUUCCCUGUUUCAUUCUACUCAUGA
Molecule: messenger RNA, 735 nt
Organism: Encephalitozoon intestinalis ATCC 50506
Lineage: Eukaryota; Fungi; Microsporidia; Unikaryonidae
Exons: 1
Coding region: 1-735 (244 amino acids)
Biological process (GO): signal transduction
Source: RefSeq, a predicted model, not a curated record